Molecule: messenger RNA, 693 nt
Organism: Haemonchus placei
Lineage: Eukaryota; Metazoa; Nematoda; Chromadorea; Rhabditida; Trichostrongylidae
Source: the annotation of a GenBank genome assembly
AUGCUGGGGUUUAUCUUGACCAACUUGCCGCUUCGCGUUCGAAGCGGUGGUCAUCGCGUUCUGUAUCAAGGACCAGGACUCGCUCGGGGAAGUAUCCGCCUACCAAAAGGACGGCGUCCUGUCGCCCUGCCACAUGCUCUCUUCACUACCAUCAGAUCUAACGAAGUAGAGCUUGAUGCGUCUUACGACCAAUUUGAAGAAAUCAUCCACAACGAAAAGUCCCUCUACAAAUUCGUUGUUGGAGAUUUCAACACUAAGCUUGGCGAAGCACAAGAAUGCGACGAAGGAUCUUUUCAGAAUAAGCUUUCAGAAGAAGCUCGAGGCUUGACCAGAACGCCACACAUCUCGAAAGGCUGCGAGCGAAUAUCAACUGGUUACCAACCAUCUGGCCCGGAACGUCACGCUAAUCUGUUCGAUUCCACAGUUCUUCCUGCGCUCUGCUACGGGACAGAGACUUGCGUGACCAGUGCAUGCACGUCAAGGGCUCUGAGCACAAGUCACAGAGCGCUCGAGCGAUGUAUUUUGAGGUUCAACCGAGUCACGCAAUAUCGAGCUGGACUCCGCAGCUCCGAUAUGCGCAGAAUGUCUCGAUUCCGCGAUCCGGUGGAAUACACGAAGAACGCAAAAUUUCGGUGGACCGGUCAUAUAAUGAGAAGAGAUGAUGACAGAUGGACAAGAAGAACAGUCGAGUAG